AAUAUAAAAUCACUUGGACUUUGGUGUCUUCCCCUUAUAUUUCAAAGCUAAUAAGUAGCCCUGAGAUUAAUGCCAAGCAAUUACGUACAAUACGGUAUAUCUUGUUCGGGGGAGAUCGAUCCCUAGCUGAGACAUUGGAAAAGAUGCAAUCGCAUCUGCAAUUUGAGGGAAUUCUUCAUCAAGUCUAUGGGCUGACAGAGAUGGGCUGCGGAGCCACCUGUAAUUUAGGACCUAAAUCAAAAUUGACAUCGGCGGGUCUAAUCCAACCUAAUAUUCGUAUGCGUAUUGUAAGCGAAAGUGGUGAAGUUUUGGGACCCAACGAACAAGGAGAGCUCCACUGUCAUCUUGGACAACAUUGGGGAGGAUACUAUGAUAAUAUUCCAGAAACGAGAGAGAUUCAGGACUCCGAAGGAUGGAUUCACACGGGAUUUCCUUAGGUUUUCAAUGAAAAUGUAUUAUCCACUUGAGAUCGAGGAAGUCAUAGCUCGAAUGCCGGAAGUGGCUGAAGUUUGUGUCUUUGGCAUUUGGAAUGAGAUCGACGGCGAUGCAGCAGCUGCUUCUGUGGUAGCUAAAGCAGGAUGUCAGUUAACAGCCAAUCAAGUGUUGGAGUUUGUUGCGGAAAACAUCAGUGAAGACUAUAAGCAGCUGCAUGCAGGAGUUCAGAUCGUUUCAAAUUUAGCUAAGAAUCUUAACGGCAAAGUUAAACGGCACACUGUAAAAGAGGAAUUUCUCAAAGCAACAGGACAAAUCUGAGUGAUAUAAUUCUCGCGUAAUUUUGAUGCUCAGUUAAUGGUGAAGCUUAUUUGGAAUACCCGCGGUUUCAAUAUUUUCCUUUGUUGUGU
Messenger RNA from Drosophila albomicans, 842 nucleotides. Its product is annotated as 3-[(3aS,4S,7aS)-7a-methyl-1,5-dioxo-octahydro-1H-inden-4-yl]propanoyl:CoA ligase-like. The transcript has 2 exons. The record is from RefSeq and is a predicted model, not a curated record. Lineage: Eukaryota; Metazoa; Arthropoda; Insecta; Diptera; Drosophilidae. Bases 370 to 753 code for a protein of 127 amino acids.